CCCUGUGCUAGAAUACUAUGCGACCAUGGCAAGUAUAGCCAGCAGCGAAGGACCUAUAAAUGAGCAGGCAAUCGCCAACAUGUACGGUGUUCUGCGCUCCGAGAUGAACCAACUCUACUCAAAAAUCACAGAGCUGGAAAUGGAAGUCAGCGAGCACACCCUUGUGAUCGGAGCAAUAGAACCACUCGAUCCAUCAAGGCGCUGCUACCGCAUGAUUGGAGGGGUGCUUGUAGAGCGAACAAUAAAAGGGGUCCUGCCUGCAGUGCAACGCAACAAGGAAGGCCUUGAAGAGGUCAUUGCUCGCUUAAACGAAGCGUUGGAGAAGAAGAAGAAGGAGAUAGCAGAUUUUGAGCUGAAGCACAAGAUUAAGAUAAGGAGACAAGAUGAUGCUAACGAAGGUGAGGGAGGGAAGAAGGAAGGAACGGCUCAGGGUGUGCUUGUCGGCCCUGCAGGCAAUGAAGGGAAGUAGUUGCCGACUGAAGUUUCAUUUGUUCACGAGCUAAAAAUGUGGUUUUGAUCUUUUAGUGUGGGGAUUUCAGUUGUGAAUUCGAAUAUAUUAUGUAUUAUUGUGUUCUCAUUUGUGGAUUUAGAUCUUUGAGUUAGGGAUGCUGAGGAUAUAACAUUAUUGAUUGAAAAUAUUUAGUUGCAGCGCGGAUGAAAUCUGUCAUCGGUGUCAUUUGUCAUUCA
Asparagus officinalis (garden asparagus) is the source of this 687-nucleotide messenger RNA. Its product is annotated as probable prefoldin subunit 2. Gene Ontology annotation, molecular function: protein folding chaperone. The record is from RefSeq and is a predicted model, not a curated record. The transcript is spliced from 2 exons. Gene Ontology annotation, cellular component: prefoldin complex; cytoplasm. NCBI's taxonomy places the organism in Eukaryota, Viridiplantae, Streptophyta, Magnoliopsida, Asparagales, Asparagaceae. The coding region runs from base 26 to 469 and encodes 147 amino acids. Gene Ontology annotation, biological process: protein folding.